AUGGUACCGCUGGUGCGGAGCGCCGGGGGCUCCCACCAGUGGCUGGCGAUCGUCUUCCUCGGCCUCUGCUGGCUCCUGGCACCCGGGAGACUUGCCGCUCCGGGUGGAGAUUUCCCCGGGGCCACCGUGGACAAUCUGGUGGUCAGGAAGGGGGACACGGCGGUGCUUAGGUGUUACUUGGAAGAUGGAGCUUCAAAAGGUGCCUGGCUGAAUCGGUCGAGUAUUAUUUUUGCUGGAAGUGAUAAGUGGUCAGUAGAUCCUCGAGUUUCAAUCGCAACAGCAAAUAGAAGAGAAUAUAGCCUGCAGAUACAGGACGUAGACGUGACAGAUGACGGUCCAUACACUUGUUCUGUGCAAACUCAACACACUCCUAGAACGAUGCAGGUGCACUUAACUGUACAAGUUUCUCCGAAGAUAUUUCGUAUUUCGAGUGACAUCGUUGUGAAUGAAGGAAGCAAUGUUACUCUGGUGUGCCUGGCCACAGGGAAGCCAGAGCCUUCCAUUUCUUGGAGACACAUCUCUCCGUCUGCAAAACCCUUUGAGAGCGGACAGUACCUGGACAUCUACGGAAUUACAAGAGACCAGGCUGGGGAAUAUGAAUGCAGUGCAGAAAACGAUGUCUCAGUCCCAGACGUGAAAAAAGUAAAAGUCACAGUAAACUUUGCCCCCACAAUUCAGGAACUUAAAUCCAGCGGUGUGAUGCUUGGAGGGAACGGACUGAUACGGUGCGAAGGUGCAGGCGUUCCUGCCCCGGUCUUUGAGUGGUACAAAGGAGAGAGGAAACUGAUCAAUGGUCAACAAGGAAUUACUAUUAAAAAUUAUAGUACAAGAUCACUUCUUACUGUUACCAAUGUGACAGAAGAGCAUUUUGGCAACUAUACAUGUGUCGCUGCCAACAAGCUAGGGACGACCAAUGCCAGCCUGCCUCUCAACCCUCCCAGUACAGCCCAGUAUGGGAUCACCGGUGACGCUGAAGUCCUCUUCUCCUGCUGGUACCUUGUGUUGACACUGUCCUCCCUCACCAGCAUAUUCUACCUGAAGAACAUCAUUCUGCACUAAAUGUAAAGACCCAUAAAAGGCUUUUAAGGAUUCUCUGAAAGUGCUGAUGACUGGAUCCAAUCUGGUAGAGUUUGUUAAAAGCAGCGUGGGAUAUAAUCAGCAGUGCUUACAUGGGGAUGAUCGCCUUCUGUAGAAUUGCUCAUUAUGUAAAUACUUUAAUUCUACUCCUUUUUUGAUUAGCUGCAUUACCUUGUGAAGCAGUACACAUUGUCCUUUUUUUAAGACGUGAAAGCUCUGAAAUUACUUUUAGAGGAUAUUAAUUGUGAUUUCAUGUUUGUAAUCUACAAGUUUUCAAAAGCAUUCAGUCAUGGUCUGCUGAGUUGCAGACCGUAGUUUACAAAAAAAAAAUAUUGCAGUAAAAAUGUGCUUCUUUAAGGCUGCAAUACAAAUAUUCAGUUCCCUUCAUAAAUAGCAUUCUAUCCACAUUUACACAGAAACAUUUUUCUUUUUUGAUAAAAAAAAAUCAAAUAAUAUUGCCUUCAAAGUAUUUCUUCAAAAUAUUACACAUAUCUAGAUUUUCUUCUAGCAUGAUAUUCAGGUUUCAAGAAUGAGCCUUGUAUUAUAACUGCAUUGUGCAGUACUGCUUUCUGUUUUCUUUCCUUUUUCCUGCAAAUUCAGCAUGGGUGUGCCUUCAUAAAACACUACUUUCCUCUUCCUCUCCAACAAAUCUGGAAUGUGUUUUGGGAAAUGCUAAGGCAUCCUUUUGAGCAUAAGGAGUCUCUAGUUGAGGACAAAGGUGCUAUUGGCUAAAAGGAAAACCUCCUCUCCCAUCUCCAGGGGGUCAUCGACCUGCUGCAGACUUAGGUUUUUAGGCAAUUAGUCAAGGAUAGCACCAA
Haliaeetus leucocephalus (bald eagle) is the source of this 1895-nucleotide messenger RNA. RefSeq names its product neuronal growth regulator 1 (gene NEGR1). The transcript has 7 exons. The record is from RefSeq and is a predicted model, not a curated record. The coding region runs from base 1 to 1059 and encodes 352 amino acids. Gene Ontology annotation, cellular component: neuron projection. NCBI's taxonomy places the organism in Eukaryota, Metazoa, Chordata, Aves, Accipitriformes, Accipitridae.